Molecule: messenger RNA, 6512 nt
Organism: Neurospora tetrasperma FGSC 2508
Lineage: Eukaryota; Fungi; Ascomycota; Sordariomycetes; Sordariales; Sordariaceae
Product: fatty acid synthase beta subunit dehydratase
Exons: 2
Coding region: 1-6279 (2092 amino acids)
Biological process (GO): long-chain fatty acid biosynthetic process
Cellular component (GO): fatty acid synthase complex
Molecular function (GO): fatty acid synthase activity; [acyl-carrier-protein] S-malonyltransferase activity; enoyl-[acyl-carrier-protein] reductase (NADH) activity
Source: RefSeq, a predicted model, not a curated record
AUGUACGGUACCGGUACCGGCGCUCAGACGGGCGUCACCACCCCCAGGUCGUCUGCCUCUCUGCGGCCGCUCACCCUCUCUCACGGGUCCCUCGAAACCUCUUUCUUGAUACCCACCGGCCUUCAUUUCCACGCAACUCAGCUAAAGGAGCGGUUUGCUGCUAUCCUUCCCGCCCCUACCGACGAGCUCGCGCAAGAUGACGAGCCCUCGUCCAUUUUCGAGCUUGUUGCCAGAUACAUGGGUUUUAUCGCGACCGAGGUGGCACAAGGCGAGGACGACGCUCAGGGUUCAUACGAGGAGGUACUCAAAAUCAUCCUGAACGAGUUCGAGAGGGCGUUCCUGCGGGGCAACGAUGUCCAUGCCCUGGUCUCUACAAUGGAGGGAAUCGACGACAAGAAGCUCGAAGUCAUUCGCUGCUACUACCUUGCGCGAUCAGCCAGCAACAGAGCCAUCAAGCCUUACGAGUCGGCUCUGUUCCGUGCCGCUGGUGAAAACGCGGCCAAGAUCUUCACCAUCUUUGGUGGCCAAGGAAACAUCGAGGAGUACUUCGAAGAGCUCCGGGAGCUGCACCACACCUAUCCGGCAUUCGUCGGCGAGCUGAUCACCACAUCCGCCGAGCUGCUCCAGACCCUGUCCAGCCACCCUGAUGCCGAGAAGAUGUACCCCAAGGGCCUUGACGUGCUUGGUUGGCUUCAGAGCCCAGAGGCCACCCCCGACGUCGACUACCUUAUCUCUGCCCCCGUCAGCUUCCCCUUGAUUGGUUUGGUACAGCUGGCACACUAUCAGGUCACCUGCAAGGUGCUGGGUGUGCAUCCCGGCGUCCUUCGUGAGAGAAUCAGCGGAACGACAGGUCACUCUCAAGGUGUUGUCCUUUCUGCUAUCACUGCGGCCGCGGAUUCGUGGGAAAGUUUCGAGGAGCAUAGCAAGGCUGCCUUGACCAUCCUCUUCUGGAUCGGCGCUCGUAGCCAGCAAACCUUCCCUAGAACUUCCCUAGCCCCCUCGAUGCUUCAAGACUCGGCUGAUAAUGGCGAGGGUGUUCCUACCCCCAUGCUCAGCAUCCGAGACCUUCCCCAAGCCGAGGUUCAGAAGCAUAUCGAUCAGACCAAUGCCUACCUCCCUGAGGAUCAGCAUAUUUCCAUUGCUUUGAUCAACAGCCCCCGGAACAUGGUCGUUGCCGGGCCUCCCAGCUCUCUGCACGGUCUCAACUUGCAGCUGAGAAAGCUCAAGGCUGCUACUGGUCUUGAUCAGACCAGAAUCCCCCACACCGAGCGUAAGGUUCGGUUCGUGAACCGUUUCCUGCCCAUCACUGCUCCUUUCCACAGCAAGUACCUCGCCAAGGCUUCCGACCUGAUUGCCGAAGACCUCAAGGACGUUCAGAUUGACUCUCGGACCCUGGGUAUGCCCGUUUAUAACACUUUCACGGGCAAGGAUCUUCGGGAGGAAGUUGAGGGCAACAUUGUUCCUUCCCUUAUCCGCAUGAUUACGGGCGAGACCGUCCACUGGGAGAAGGCUACCGUUUUCCAGGAUGCCACCCAUAUCCUCGAUUUUGGCCCUGGCGGUAUCUCCGGCCUCGGCAUUCUGACUAGCCGUAACAAGGAGGGUACCGGCGUUCGCGUCAUCCUUGCUGGCACGGUGAACGGAACUGUCACUGAUGUUGGCUACAAGCCCGAGUUGUUCGACCGUGACGAGGAGCAGGCAGUCAAGUUUGCUGUGAACUGGGUCAAGGAAUACGGUCCUAGACUGGUCAAGAACUCUGUUGGUCGUACAUACGUUGAUACCAAGAUGAGCAGACUUCUUGGUCUCCCGCCCUUGUUGGUCGCUGGUAUGACUCCUACCACUGUGCCUUGGGACUUCAUUGCUGCCACCAUGAAUGCUGGCUAUCAGAUCGAGCUUGCUGGCGGUGGCUACUACAAUGCCAAGACCAUGACCGAGGCCAUCUCUAAGAUUGAGAAGGCUGUUCCUGCUGGUCGCGGUAUCUGCGUCAACUUGAUCUAUGUCAACCCUCGCGCCAUGGGCUGGCAGAUUCCCCUGCUUGGCAGGCUCAGAGCUGAGGGCUAUCCCAUCGAAGGUCUCACCAUCGGUGCUGGCGUUCCUUCCAUCGAGGUCGCGCAGGAGUAUAUCGAGACUCUGGGACUCAAGCACAUCUCUUUCAAGCCUGGUUCGGGUGAGGCUAUCCAGGCCGUCAUCAACAUCGCCAAGGCCAACCCUACCUUCCCCGUGAUUCUCCAAUGGACCGGUGGCAGAGGUGGUGGUCAUCACUCGUUUGAGGAUUUCCAUCACCCCAUCCUCAACCUCUAUGGUCGCAUCCGCCGCCAAGAAAACAUUAUUCUCGUUGCCGGUAGCGGUUUCGGAGGUGCUGAUGACACUUACCCCUACCUCACUGGUGACUGGUCCAUCAAGUAUGGCUAUCCCCCCAUGCCCUUCGACGGCUGCAUGUUCGGUAGUCGUAUGAUGGUCGCCAAGGAAGCCCACACCAGCCUGGCUGCCAAGCAGGCUAUCGUUGACGCUCCUGGUCUGGACGACAGUGACUGGGAGAAGACCUACAAGGGCCCCGCUGGCGGUGUCAUCACUGUCCGCUCUGAGAUGGGUGAGCCCAUUCAUAAGCUCGCCACUCGUGGUGUCCGCUUUUGGGCUGAGAUGGACCAGAAGAUCUUCAGCCUUCCCAAGGAGAAGAGGGUCGCUGCUCUUAAGGCUAGCCGUGAUUACAUCAUCGAGAAGCUCAACAAGGACUUCCAAAAGGUCUGGUUUGGUCAGAACAAGGAGGGUAAGGCCGUUGAUCUUGAGGACAUGACAUAUGCUGAGAUUGUUCGCCGCCUGGUCGAGCUUCUCUACGUCAAAGAUGAGGCUAGGUGGAUCGAUCAGUCGUACACCAAGCUUACUGGUGACUUUAUCCACCGCAUUGAGGAGCGAUUUACCACCACGCCUGGCCAGCCUUCCAGACUCCAGAGUUAUGCUGACCUCAAGGAACCCUACUCUGCUGUUGAGCAGAUUCUCUCGCACUAUCCCGAGGCCGAGAAGCAACUCAUCAACGCUCAGGAUGUCCAACAUUUCCUGCUGCUCUGCCAACGUCGUGGACAGAAGCCGGUCACCUUUGUGCCUGUUCUCGAUGAGAACUUCGAGUUUUUCUUCAAGAAGGAUUCGCUUUGGCAGUCGGAGGAUCUUGCGGCUGUCGUUGGCAAGGAUGUCGGCCGUACCUGUAUUCUCCAGGGUCCCAUGGCUGCCAAGCACGCUACCAAGGUGGACGAGCCCAUCAAGGACAUCCUCGACGGAAUUCACAACGGUCACAUCGCCUUGCUCACCCGUGAUAUGUAUGGCGGCGAUGAGAGCAAGAUCCCUACCAUUGAGUACUUUGGUGGUAAGCUGAUCGAGUCAGAAAUUCCUCUCGAUAUCGAGGGUCUUACUGUCUCCUAUGAUGAGCACAAGAACACCUAUCGUCUGUCCUCAUCGCCUUCCGUUCAACUUCCUUCGCUGGACGCCUGGCUUUCGCUUCUCGCCGGACACCAAAGAAACUGGCGUUUCGCCCUUCUCCAGUCCGACGUCCUCGUCCAAGGACAAAAGUAUCAGACCAACCCCAUGCGCCGCAUCUUUGCGCCGGCUCGUGGUCUGUUUGUCGAGAUUCUACACCCGAAUAACCCCGAAAAGACGGUCAUUCUCGUUAAGGAGCAGCCACGCCCCAACCGCUACGCUGAUGUCAUUGAGGUCAAGCUGGACGGCAAGAACGAGAUUGUUGUCAACAUGAUCAAGGAUACCACGGCCCUCGGAAAGCCAGUGCCCCUCACUCUCAAGUUUAUCUACAACCCUGAGGCUGGCUACGCUCCUAUUCACGAGGUUAUGGAUGGUCGCAAUGAUCGCAUCAAGGAGUUCUACUGGCGCGCGUGGUUCGGCGAUGAGAAGCUUGACCUCGAUUCCUCCGUUCAUGAAGUCUUCGACGGCGGCAAGACCACCAUCACCAGCGAGGCCAUCAAUGAGUUUGUUCACGCCGUUGGCAACACCGGAGAGGCCUUCGUCGACAGACCCGACAAGGUCAUGUAUGCUCCCAUGGACUUUGCUAUUGUUGUUGGCUGGAAGGCUAUCACCAAGCCUAUUUUCCCUCGCACCAUCGACGGUGACCUGCUCAAGCUCGUCCAUUUGUCCAACCAGUUCCGCAUGAUGCCUGGUGCUGAGCCCCUCAAGAAGGGCGACGUGGUUUCGACUACUGCUCAGAUCAACGCUGUCAUCAACCAGGAGUCUGGAAAGAUGGUCGAGGUCUGUGGUACCAUCACUCGUGACAGUGAGAAGGUCAUGGAGGUUACUUCGCAGUUCUUGUAUCGUGGUACCUACACCGACUUCGAGAACACAUUCCAGCGCAAGGUGGAGACCCCUAUGCAGCUUCAUCUUGCCACCUCCAAGGACGUGGCCGUCCUUCGCUCCAAGGAUUGGUUCAUGAUGGAUGAUGUUGAAAACCCUGACAUUGAGCUUCUCGGCCAGACCCUCACCUUCCGUCUCCAGACCUUGGUUCGCUUCAAGAACAAGACUGUCUUCAGCCACGUGGAGACCCAGGGCCAGGUUCUUCUUGAGCUCCCGACCAAGGAGAUUAUCCAGGUUGCCACUGUCAACUACUACGCUGGAGAAUCUCACGGAAAUCCCGUCAUCGACUACCUCCAGCGUCAUGGUUCCUCCAUUGAGCAGCCGAUCAACUUUGAGAACCCUAUCCCUCUGAGCGGAAAGACCCCCCUCCAACUCAAGGCGCCCUCGUCCAACGAGACUUAUGCCCGCGUCUCCGGUGAUUAUAACCCCAUUCACGUCUCCCGUGUCUUUUCCAGCUAUGCCAACCUUCCUGGCACCAUCACUCACGGCAUGUACUCGAGUGCCGCGGUGCGCAGCUUGGUUGAGACCUGGGCUGCCGAGAACAAGGUUGGCCGCGUUCGCAGCUUCCACGCCUCUCUUACCGGCAUGGUUCUUCCCAAUGAUGACAUCAAUGUGAAGUUGCAGCACGUCGGCAUGGUUGCUGGCCGGAAGAUUAUCAAGGUUGAGGCUAGCAACAAGGAGACCGAGGAAAAGGUGCUCCUGGGCGAGGCCGAAAUUGAGCAGCCUAUCACCGCUUACAUCUUCACCGGCCAGGGUUCGCAGGAGCAGGGCAUGGGUAUGGAUCUUUAUAACAGCAGCCCUGUGGCCAAGGCUGUCUGGGAUCGGGCUGACAAGUAUCUCAUGGACACUUAUGGCUUUGCCAUCACCAACAUUGUCCGGAACAACCCCAAGGAGCUCACCAUUCACUUUGGUGGCCCUCGUGGCAAGGCCAUCCGCCAGAACUACAUGUCCAUGACUUUCGAGACUGUGGCUGCCGAUGGCUCGAUCAAGUCGGAGCGCAUGUUCAAGGAGAUCGACGAGAAGACUACCUCUUACACUUACCGCUCACCCAACGGUCUUCUCUCGGCUACCCAGUUCACGCAGCCCGCUCUUACUCUAAUGGAAAAGGCCAGCUUUGAGGACAUGAAGGCCAAGGGACUUGUGCCCCGUGAUAGCACCUUCGCUGGUCACUCUCUUGGCGAAUACUCUGCGCUAGCUGCCCUUGCCGAUGUCAUGCCCAUCGAGUCCCUCGUGUCCGUCGUCUUCUACCGUGGUCUCACCAUGCAAGUCGCUGUCGAGCGCGAUGAGACAGGCCGCUCCAACUAUGGCAUGUGCGCUGUCAACCCUAGCCGUAUCAACAAGACUUUCACCGAAGAGGCCUUGCGGUUCGUGGUCGGUAGCAUCGCAGAGACCACCGGAUGGCUUCUUGAAAUCGUCAACUUCAACGUCGAGAACAUGCAGUACGUCUGUGCUGGCGACUUGCGUGCGCUCGACACCCUUGGCGGUGUGUGCAACGCUAUCAAGAUGAUGAAGAUCGACAUUGAGAAAAUGCGCAAGGAAUACUCUGCCGAGACUGUCAAGGAGCAGCUGGUCGAGAUCAUCAAGUCGUGCGCCAACGACACUCAGGCUAAGCCCACUCCCCUCGUUCUCCAGCGUGGCUUUGCAACCAUCCCGCUCCCCGGUAUCGAUGUGCCCUUCCACUCGACCUUCCUGCGCUCUGGUGUCAAGCCUUUCAGAAGCUUCUUGCUCAAGAAGAUCAACAAGACUACCAUCGACCCAUCGAAGCUUAUUGGCAAGUACAUUCCCAACGUGACUGCUAAGCCAUUCGCGAUCACCAAGGAGUAUUUCGAGGAUGUCUACCGGUUGACGAACUCCCCUAAGAUCCAACAGAUCUUGGCAAACUGGGAUAAGUACCAGGAGGAGGGUGUCAGUGGAAUCCCUGAUGCGGAGUAACCGGUUUGUAUGUUGAGGGGAACAAGGACAGCAUGGCGGCGUUCGAGAGAGGAAAAUUACUGGUAUUGAGGCGGUGGGAAUGUCUUCAUGGAUUAUUUUGUUUUGUUCGCCGUGGUUUUUUUUUCCAUGUGUUAUAAUCAUUUUUUCAUCAUGGUUUUAGGCGUUUUAGACGAUGUACUUUCGGCACGGAAAAUAUGUCAAGCAUAGAAGGCAAAUCAACAAUGUUCGCUGAA